Molecule: messenger RNA, 1809 nt
Organism: Trichoderma harzianum CBS 226.95
Lineage: Eukaryota; Fungi; Ascomycota; Sordariomycetes; Hypocreales; Hypocreaceae
Exons: 3
Coding region: 1-1809 (602 amino acids)
Biological process (GO): transmembrane transport
Molecular function (GO): transmembrane transporter activity
Source: RefSeq, a predicted model, not a curated record
AUGGCCGACGACAAACCUUCCGUGCCGGAACAGGAACAGGAACAGAUGCCUCACCCACCCUCCUCUUCAUCGGCAUCUGCCUCCUCGGCCACUGUCACAACCCCCGAUCACGAUGUCGAAUCUCAGCACCAGGCCAUCACCUCUGAAAAGGUCAGCCACUGGAGAGUGCUCCUCGAUCAGACUGGUGUGACUCAGGAGGUCUUGGAGUACAACUACGGCGGUCAAGGCACCACUGAGUCUCCCUAUCUCGUCGAAUUUAUCCCCGGCGACAAAUGGAACCCCAUGGCCUUCAAGGACUCGUUCAAAUGGACCAUUACUCUAAUCCAGGCUAGCGCUACCCUUUCCGUCUCAUUCGCCAGUUCCGCCUACUCAGGUGGUGUAAGGGAAAUCAUCCGCGAGUUCAACAUCUCCUCCGAGGUCGCCAUUCUAGGUGUUUCACUGUUCGUCAUGGGCUUUGCUAUUGGACCACUUCUCUGGGCUCCUCUCUCUGAGCUCUACGGUCGCCAGAAAACCUUCUUCAUCAGUUACAUGUGUCUGGCCGCUUUCAGCGCUGGAGCCGCCGGCGCCAACUCCAUGGCUACUCUCAUCAUCCUCCGAUUCUUUGCCGGUGCCUUUGGAUCCUCUCCCCUGACCAACGCCGGUGGUGUCAUUGCCGAUUUGUUCCAGGCCAAGCAACGAGGAAUUGCCUUCAGUAUCUUUGCCAUGGCUCCUUUCUUGGGUCCAGCUCUUGGUCCGAUUGCCGGUGGUUUCCUUGGCGAGUCUAAAGGCUGGCGAUGGGUUGAGGGAUUGAUUGCCAUCUUCACCGGUGUUGUCUGGAUCGCCAGCACUCUGGCCUACCCCGAGACAUAUGCCCCCGUCUUGCUUCGUCAACGCGCUGCUGCUUUGAGCAAGAAGACCGGCAAGGUUUACAUUUCCAAGCUUGAGGAGGGCCAGCCGCCCAAGACUAUUGGCAACCAGCUCAAGGUUUCCCUUUUGAGGCCCUGGCAGCUCCUUUUCAAGGAGCCCAUCGUCCUCCUCAUCUCUCUCUACAUGGCCAUCAUCUACGGUACCCUCUACAUGUGCUUCGCCGCUUUCCCCAUUGUUUUCCAGCAGGGCCGUGGCUGGAGCCCUGGUAUCGGCGGUCUCGCCUUCCUUGGUAUUGCCAUUGGUAUGACCGUUUCCACCAUUGGAUCCGUUUUCGACAACAACCGAUACAUCAAGACUGCCGCCCGAUCUCCCGAUGGAAACGCUGCUCCCGAGGCUCGUCUGCCGCCCGCCAUCCUUGGCUCCAUCCUGAUCCCCGUUGGCUUGUUCUGGUUCGCGUGGACCAACAGCCCCAGCGUCCACUGGAUUGUCUCCAUCAUUGGAUCCAUCUUCUUCGCCGCCGGUAUCGUCUUGGUCUUCCUCUCACUGAUGAACUACCUUGUUGACGCAUAUGUUAUUUUCGCCGCCUCGGCUCUGGCUGCUAGCUCCGUUCUCCGAUCUCUCUUUGGUGCCGCUUUCCCUCUCUUCACCACUUACAUGUAUCAGAACUUGGGUAUCCACUGGGCGAGUUCCAUUCCCGCCUUUUUGGCGCUGGCUUGCGUUCCUUUCCCAUUCCUCUUCUGGAAAUACGGCGACAAGAUCCGUGCUAGGUGCCAAUAUGCCGCUGAAGCCGCCGCUGUUCUUGCGAGAAUACGAGCCAAGAAUGUUGUCGUUACCGAGGACCAGGCUGUUGCAGAGGUCAAGGAGCACGAGCGGGAGAGGCGAGAGAGUUUGGCUCUGCAGAGGGAAGCUAGCCGUGCUAGCCGUGCCAGCCGUGCUGCUUCGCACAAGGCUCGCGACAACUAA